AUGUACAAGUCGUGCGCCGACGAGUGCACCAGUGCCGAGAUGCUUGCCGGCGUCGACGCGGCCGUGGGCGACGGCUGUGACGUUCUCUCCAUAUCUCUCGGCGAUACCUCGCCGGACACACCGUUCUACCACAGCCUCGCGAUUGGCACGUAUGGCGCCGUCGAGAAGGGUGUCUUCGUCAGCAUCUCAGCUGGCAACAGCGGUCCAAAUGCCAGCACGCUGUUCAACGACGCUCCGUGGAUGCUCACCGUCGCGGCGAGCACCAUGGACCGUUUGAUCGGUUCCCAGUCGGUGAACCAGCAAGAAAUCUCGGCGGCCGUCUUCUACCCGCUGGUCUACGCGGGUGCCAGCUCGACAGCCGACGCCCAGUUCUGCGGCAACGGCUCGCUGGACGGCUUCGACGUCAAGGGCAAGAUCGUGCUCUGUGACCGUGGCAACGGCGUCGCGAGGCUUGACAAAGGUGCCGAGGUGAAACGAGCCGGAGGCAUCGGCAUGAUCAUGGCCAACGAGUUCCCCGACGGUUACAGAACACUCGCCGACGCCCACGCCCUCCCGGCUUCGCAUGUCAGCUACGCCGCCGGAGUCGCCAUCAAGAAGUACAUCAACUCCACGGCGAACCCGACGGCGCAGAUCUUCUUUCGAGGCACGGUUCUCGGCACGUCGCCGGCACCGGCCAUCACUUCCUUCUCCUCGCGCGGGCCGAGCCAGCGCAAUCCCGGCAUCUUGAAACCGGACAUCACGGGCCCCGGCGUGAGCGUACUCGCGGCGUGGCCGUUCCAGUCACGAGCCGGCCACGUCAAUCCAGUCAAGGCCGUCGACCCCGGCCUGGUCUACGACAUCGCCCCCGACGACUUCAUGCGCUUUCUCUGCAGCGUCUACGCGAGUCGGGACGUGUCCGUCAUCGCGCGGCGCGCUGUGGACUGCUCGGCCAUUAGGGUGAUCCCAGACGUCGAACUCUACGGCCAGUCCGGUGGCGGUGGUGCACCGGACGGUGAGGAACGUCGGCGAGGCGCCGGCUGUGUUCUACCCCUAUGUGGACCUGCCGUCGAGCAUGGUGCACGUCGAGCCGAGGUCGCUGCGGUUCAUGGAGGCGAACCAGGAGCAGAGCUUCACAGUGUCCGUGCUGCGAGGGCAGAGUGGUAA
Miscanthus lutarioriparius is the source of this 1143-nucleotide messenger RNA. The record is from the annotation of a GenBank genome assembly. Lineage: Eukaryota; Viridiplantae; Streptophyta; Magnoliopsida; Poales; Poaceae.